ACAUUUCGCCAUUCUGUUCCUCCGGUCUUUCGUAUCCUUUCACAUUUCACAGUUACAAACUGUGAUUACGAAUUUCGGCUGGCUUACUCCGUUGGGUUUACCUUUACCAAAACUCUGUGAUAGAUGAGAUAAAAUAAGAAAAGUUUUGCCGCUUGUGAAAUUUAGUAUUUAAAAAUCAUUCGUUAUGGCUGAUUCUUCUUACGAGAAAGGAUUAACCGAGUUAUCCAAGAUGAAGGUAGCAGAUCUAAAGUUAGAGUUGAAGCAACGAGGACUGCCCACGACUGGAAAUAAAACCGAGCUAGUAGAACGACUUCAAUUAGCAAUGCAUGGAGAUUCGACUUUAUCACUUGAUGAGACUACAGAUGAAAUAUUGGAUGAGGAUGCUGUUCUCGGAGAUGAAGAGAUAGAGGAGCUUUCUAGCAAACCUGACUCACAGGAAGUGGGUGAAAAGCGAAAAUUGUCCACAGAAAGUAACUCUGGGAAUUCCAAAAAAAUAGUACUAAAUCGCAAUCCAAUACUCGAAGACAUCCAAAGCGAACUGAUUGGAAAAGAGAACAAUAAUAAAUCAGAUACAAGUGAACCUGAAAAAAAAGUCAUCAAGCUUUCUCAGCUCGGUGUUAAGGAGAGACUGGAAAUGAGAGCUAAGAAAUUUGGCGUACCUCUAUCUGAGUCUGCAAAGAAAGAAGCUAGGUCAGCCAGGUUUAAUUCAAACACUCAGAAUAGUAAGUCAGCAGCAUCUAUAAACGUUCCAGUGCAUACGACCUUUGAGGUGCUGAAAAAGAGAGCUGAAAGGUUUGGCGCUUCAGUUUCUAGUGUGAUGGAAAAAGCUGAAAUGGAGUCGCGAAUAGAAAAGAGGCGAGCGAGAUUUGGCGAGGUUAAGCCGAUCGAAAAACCCGUAAAAAAAAUUAAGAUAGUAAAAUGAUACUCAAUUUCAUACACCCAGAUGAUACUUUAGGUUAAGGUUAUUUUAAGAAUUUAUUUUUCAAUGAAACCAACAAUCAAACAGUCAUUAAAAAGUAGACGAUAUUUUCAAUAUUCAGUAUGGGUUGAAAAUAUUUACAUUUUUUGAUUCAUCAAUUUCUAAUAGAGAUUUACUUAUUAAAUU
Messenger RNA from Diprion similis, 1105 nucleotides. Its product is annotated as SAP domain-containing ribonucleoprotein. Bases 185 to 922 code for a protein of 245 amino acids. Gene Ontology annotation, biological process: poly(A)+ mRNA export from nucleus. The record is from RefSeq and is a predicted model, not a curated record. Gene Ontology annotation, cellular component: nucleus. NCBI's taxonomy places the organism in Eukaryota, Metazoa, Arthropoda, Insecta, Hymenoptera, Diprionidae. The transcript is spliced from 7 exons.